Molecule: messenger RNA, 2607 nt
Organism: Psammomys obesus (fat sand rat)
Lineage: Eukaryota; Metazoa; Chordata; Mammalia; Rodentia; Muridae
Gene: Gch1
Product: GTP cyclohydrolase 1
Exons: 6
Coding region: 112-825 (237 amino acids)
Biological process (GO): tetrahydrofolate biosynthetic process; tetrahydrobiopterin biosynthetic process
Cellular component (GO): cytoplasm
Molecular function (GO): GTP cyclohydrolase I activity; GTP binding; zinc ion binding
Source: RefSeq, a predicted model, not a curated record
GCGCGGCGGGGCUCCCCGGCAGCGGGAGGGUCGGAGAGUGACUCUCGGAGCUGAGCCGUGCUGGUGCGGGCCCGGCGCAGCGGGAACGCAGCGCUCGCACCCCCGGCGUCCAUGGAGAAGGGCCCGCCGCCGGCGGAGAAGCCGCGGGGAGCGCGGUGCGCCAACGGGUUCCCCGGGCGGGAGCCGCCGCGGCCCCCCGACGCCAAGGGCGCACCGCCCGCCGCAGCCUGGAAGGCCGGGCGGCCCCGCAGCGAGGAGGACAACCAGCUGAACCUCCCCAGCCUGGCCGCCGCCUACUCGUCCAUCCUGCGCUCGCUGGGCGAGGACCCCCAGCGGCAGGGGCUGCUCAAGACGCCCUGGAGGGCGGCCACCGCCAUGCAGUUCUUCACCAAGGGGUACCAGGAGACCAUCUCAGAUGUCUUGAAUGAUGCUAUAUUUGAUGAGGAUCAUGACGAGAUGGUGAUUGUGAAGGACAUAGAUAUGUUUUCCAUGUGUGAACAUCACCUCGUUCCGUUUGUGGGAAGGGUCCAUAUUGGUUAUCUUCCUAACAAGCAAGUCCUUGGUCUCAGCAAACUUGCCAGGAUUGUAGAGAUCUAUAGCAGAAGACUACAAGUUCAGGAGCGCCUCACCAAACAAAUCGCGGUGGCCAUCACAGAAGCCCUGCAGCCUGCUGGUGUUGGGGUAGUCAUCGAAGCCACACACAUGUGUAUGGUAAUGCGAGGCGUGCAGAAGAUGAACAGCAAGACUGUCACCAGCACCAUGCUGGGCGUGUUCCGGGAAGACCCAAAGACCCGGGAGGAGUUCCUCACGCUCAUCCGGAGCUGAGCUUCUGCCUGGUUUGCAGGCCUUGCUGCCACCGCCAUUCUCUUCCAGUUUCAACUGCUCUGCAUGUGAACUUCAUUUCUCACCAUGAAUCGUAUUUAAUAAUUAUUUAUAGAUAUGUCAAAUAAAAGUAAUCAACUAAAGGAUGAGCCUGCUUUCUUCUCGCCACCUUCUUAGUGGUGAGGUCAAAGUGAAACGCCAAGAGUUAAAUGUGUCUGCUGGUUACAAACACGACUGCUGCUCAGAUUCCCCGAGGAUGCUGGGAAGGAGGAAAACUCAUGCGUUUGUUUGAGGUCAUUGUUGACUCAUUAGCAGAGGGCACUGUGCUUCUCCUGCCUCCAGUGGACAGAGCGUAACGCUGAAGGAAGCGUGGAGACAGUGGAUGUGCGGAGAGCAGUAGAUCCACAGACAGCAUUCCCGCGUUGAUCGUGUUUGUGAACGGGACAUUUUAUUCUUGACAUAUUUAUUAACUGUCCAGCUAUAGUGCCACUCUAUGAGGGAGGCUGAUGGGAUAUCUGUCUUUAAUGGUGUGAGUUAAAAAGGCGCAUUUUCACCUUCUGUGUUUUACAAUCUGAGUAGAGGGAUUGGCUUCCUGGAGAUGUUUGAGUUUUUUCUCAAUUUAUUCAUGAGUUUAUUCUCAUACAUGGAGGUAGAAGGUUGACUCUGUGCCUUGAUGACUAUCAUGCCAUUUGAGUGUAGCUACUUUUGCCAUCUUUGAAGAAAGCCAUUACUUAAGUGCCAACUCUGCACGUCGCUGAUUUUCUGUUAGAAGUUCUUGGGAGUUUACUUUGUCUAUUCCAAGGAGAUGUUUCAAAGCAUUUUCAAAACUCUUAUGAAGUAUUUUUCUAAUUAUUUUCAGGAUCUUUUGAAACUGCCUGUCUUUCCAGCUGUGCAGACUCCCAGCCCCUCUGAACUGGAAGGAGCUAGAAUGGGCAGAGGGAGGUUUGCACGCGAGCUGUGCUGUCAGUGUCUGUGAAGAUACACCAGGGAUUUGGGUCUAGAUCCCUUCCUGGGUGUGUCCUGUCUCGGGUGUGUCCAGUACACAGUAGCUGUCCAGAAUGGGUGGCUUGUUACCACUUUAAAUAUUCUCUCUGGGGCAGUGAGGGCUGGUUAAGUCACAGCGAUUCUUGCUCUCCUGCACAAACACGAGCAUAGCUAUUCCAGGAAGGGUUCUCUCACUGGCUGGUAGAGUGCUCCGUAAAUGCAUUCCUCUUUAACUGUAUCACUGCCUCUUCGAUACUCAUCAUGGUGAAGCAAGAGCUGUUUUUUUAUCUCUACUCUUCCCUAGUACUGUCUAUAUUCAGAGUCUCCAAAGUAUAGUCAGGUUGAUUUUGAGUUCCCUUUGGGAUGCGACCUGAUAGCAAUGUUAGCCCAAUUGCUAUUUCACCAUUUCUAGGUAGGAUGCCAAGUACUUAACUCAUGUUUGGUAUUUUAAAGUAAAUAAAACAAACCAGUGUGACUUGACUUAGAGGACCAAAGAAAUGGUUAGAUGCACCUUGGUCUUUCUUGGGCGAUCAUUUGUCUGAAUGGCUGUUGGAUCAUUCUCUAGACAAAGGCUAUCGUUCUCCUCAGUGUCUGCAAACAACCUUGUCUGCUUCACUCUGGUCUGUAGAGUGCUUCAAAAUUACCUUUUUACAUCCAUGACACCAAGUCCAUUUGGGGGAUUUUUAAAAAGAAUUUGGUGUAUUUAAAUAUACUGUUCAAUUACAUGGUUUGGAUUUUCUGUAUGUGUAUGUAUAUUGCUGAGGUUGUUUCUAUUUAAAUGAUUAAAGUGUUAUAACUUUA